AUGGACCAAGCAGACAUCCCCGCGCUGCUCUCGAGGCUGGCUAGCGACGAAGAUGCCGCCCGUAAGAUGGCCGUCUUCAAGCUCCAGUCGUCGAUCAACGACCCUGCCUUUGCCGACGUCUUUAUAUCUUCGGGCGGUCUCGUCAUCCUGCGGCGGCUCAUCAUGACCUCUGGCGGCAACACUCUCGCCUAUGCGCUCCAGAGCCUGUCGCGGCUGCUGGAGGUGGACAUGGGAUGGGACAUCUUCGAGGGCCCUACCGCGAGCGAGCUGGUGGAGCGCAUUGUGGAACUUAUUGUGACGAAUCCUCUGGUUAACAUCCUGAGAGGCGCCAUGUCUAUUCUGGUUGCUCUUGUUGGGCACUCGCAGUCGAGCGGCUCAGAGUCGCCGAUUCAGGACCAAGCCUUUGGCUUUCGGGCGCUCAAACCGGCGGUGGCCAUAUACCCUCAGUUUUUUGACUUGGUCGUGCAGCAGCUGAAUAGCGCGGACCAUGCUCUUUGCGCGAAUGCGCUCAUGCUAGUUAAUGCGCUGAUUCGAGAUGCUUUGUCGACUAAGAGUGUUAUGGCAGGCGGCAACGGAAAGUCGGCUGGCGAGGAGUGGCCGAAGCUGAUGAAGCGGCUGCAGGACUUGGGCUUGAUCAAGGCGGUUUAUAAGCUGAUGCAAGGCACCGGGCUUCAGGAUCUUGCACAUCCUGCGCUGGAGUUUCAGAAUCUGAGCAAAGUCAUCCAGCGAAAGUGGAGGGAUGUCAAGGUAGACCUAGAGCGUCCGGAACACAGGCGGUCGCUCAAGAGCUUGCAUCUCUCGAGCGCUCCGGAUCGACCAACAACCAAUGGCCACACCAGUGACAAUUCAACGGACACUACCGCAACUAAGAAGGAUGGUAGGAAGCACAGCCCGGAGAAAUGGAGAAGGCUUGGGUUCGAGACGGAGAGCCCCGCGCAAGACUUUGAUGUUGCUGGGUAUCUGGGAAUGAUGGACAUGACAGACUAUGUGCGCAAGAACGAGGACAGAUUCCAGAAGCUGCUGCUGGAACAGGCCACAAAGCCCAUCAAUGAGCGUUGUCCUGUUGCUCGGGCGAGCUUGGCCAUGACGAUGAUCCUUUAUGAACACUUUGACGUGGAUAAAGCAGACAUGGAGGACGCAAAGGGAUACCACCAAGGUGUCGACACGAAGGAUUACGAUAGAGUCUUUCAGCCGUUGCUACUGCAAUGGCCCCGUCUGCAUGCCGCUGGGUUACACAGCUUCUUCCGCAUCUGGAAAGCCACGGGUGCCGUGCAGGAAGACUUUGACAAGGUUGCAGAGCUGGUGCGCAUCUUGAUAGAAAAGGUGGCCGGCCAGGCUCCCCGGACCCGCGAUAUACUGGAGAUUGAGGAAGAUUUACAAGAAUACGACAUGACGAGACUGCGGGAGCUCCAGAUGGAGCUGUUGGAGAUGUCGUUUGAGGAAACCUGGGGCAAGCAUCUCUACCAGGUGCGAGACGUGCUGAAGCAAGAAGCCCUGCAGUUUGUUAAAGAGCAGAGAAUCAGGUGUCUCCUCGAAGGCGCCUGGUUCCAGAAGAAGGAAGAUGCGGCGGAAAAGAAGCCUUGGAGAUUCGCCAGGCUGUCUCACAACCGCCGGUACCUCCACUAUACCGACUUUGAGAAGCAGAUGGCACAAGAUCCUGGUCUAAACACCUUGAUGGAGAAGAUUGACCUCUCUACUAUAAGCUCUGUCGUAUCCAACGUCUCUCCAACCAACGACGACUCCAAGACAACGGCAAGCGGGGCAACUAUACAAAACAUUACCAGCACCGCAGAGAAGGCGAAGACCAAGAUUACCAUAUACAGUUUCGUGAAUCCUGCUGACGUAUCUGCUGGCGGCGGCGAGGCCAAAGAGCAGGCCGUCUUGUCUCUCUGGCCCACCAGCCAUAGCGUCGCUUCCGAAUGGCUGGACGGAUUGCUCCUUUUGCUCGGCCAAGCCCCCGUCACGACGGAGACGAGCAAGCUUGUCAAUUUGGUGGGCGGAUAUGGGCUAAAGAUUAGGCUUCUCAACGUCAGGAUGGACACUCUUGAAGGUCCUCCGGCUGGAGCUGGCAUCGUGCCCAGUCGGGAAGGACUAGACGAGGAUUACUUUUAUGAAGUCUAGGCUUGGUUUGCCCUUUCACUUUUCACGACAUUUUUCUGUCUCAUUUAUUCUCUAUACCAGUCAAUUUUUUUUUUCUUUGCCCCCAUUUGUUUUAUAUACCCCCUCCUUUGUAUGGCAGGCCCUGGCAUAGCGUGGGAGCAUCGAUAGGUUAUGCGUUGGAUUCUCCUUCUUUUUUUCUGAUUCUUUGUGUAUGAAUAGUAUACAUGUUUGUA
Messenger RNA from Trichoderma atroviride IMI 206040, 2333 nucleotides. RefSeq lists its product as uncharacterized. Gene Ontology annotation, cellular component: plasma membrane. The record is from RefSeq and is a predicted model, not a curated record. Lineage: Eukaryota; Fungi; Ascomycota; Sordariomycetes; Hypocreales; Hypocreaceae. Gene Ontology annotation, biological process: actin filament organization; cell motility.